UCGUUCGUUGGCUGUGAACCGAUGGGGCUGUUCUGGAGUCUGGCGCCGGCUCCAGGAGAGAGAGAGGGACUAAGGCAGGUUGAGAAAGAGGAACAUGCACACUCCCUAUGUGUUUAAAGUGUCUGUUUUGGAGGGCCACGUUUCUCUAGGUCACCGGGGAGCAGAGCACACAGAGCUGGCCUCCAUCUCCACUGAGCGCUGGUACAUGGCUCCAGGGGUUAAGAGGAUCGAGAUCCGACAAAAUGGACUUGUAGGGACCUUAUUCCUACCCCCAGGUCCUGGUCCAUUCCCGGCCAUUUUAGAUCUUUGGGGGAUGGGUGGAGGUUUGGUGGAGUACCGCUCGGCUUUGUUAGCAUCCAGAGGCUAUGCUAGCUUCUCCCUGGCCUACCUUGGGCACAAGGAUCUGCCUGGGCCGCUAAAUACAAUCAAUGUUGGGAACACAUACUUCAAGACAGCAUUUAAGUUCCUCCAGGACCAUGAUCAGAUUUGUCGGGACAGAGUGGGGAUCGUGGGCGUCUCUUAUGGAGGUUACCUGACUCUGAGAACAGCCACUUUACCUGAAGUCAAGCCAUCCUGUUUGAUUUGCAUAAACGGACCAGUGGGCAGCACCGUUCCACUCACUGAUGAUGAAGGGAGAGAUGAAGAUUUCAAUCCUCGCCAAAAACCCUGGACUUUCAACGAUGAUGGCCAUGUCACUUUCAAGGAUGUCUCGCUCCCGGCGAACAUACCACCAGCACACAUAGUCAAGAUGGAGAAGAUUCCUUGUCCGGUCUUGUACAUUGCCAGUGGGGAUGACUUGUGCGCGUAUCCUGCAGAGAACGCUGAUCUGUUGGAGCAGACCCUAAAUGCCUAUGGUAAGGGGCACCUGUUCACCCGCCUGUCGUAUCCUGGAGCUGGGCACCUCGUCGAGCCUCCAUUUACCCCCAACACCCGAAUGGGUCUGUGGAGCGUCAAACCAAAGAAACUGUUUAUUCCUUGGGGCGGACAACCAUCCCCUCACGCUGUGGCCCAGGAGGACGCAUGGAGAAAGGUGCACCAGUUCAUGGAAACUCACCUCAGAGGAGACAGAGGGUAGGGCAUUAAAAAGGGCACCUGACUCUAUUCCCAUAAAGAACCCUACACAGACAAAUGUACCCCAUAGAUGUAUGUAAGUUUAUGUUACAGCAGUUACCAUGGUGACACUAUUUACAUACUACACAAGGUUAAUAGUAGAAUGUUUAGGAACAGGAUUAUGUGAAGGUGUGGAAAAUGGCUCUGGUUUGGGUUAAGCCUUAGCUGUUUUUGUUUUGGGGUACUUGUAACAUGUUAGCAGAGGUUACUUUAAAAACACAUUUGUCACCUACUGGCCUUAUCUCAACGUAUCCUUACACGACACUGUCAAAUAAGUUUUAAGAUCAUCUGAAAACUCAAGAACAAUACAAAAUGGAUUUAAACAACACUUUUUCAGGACCCUGUGAUCAACACUUUCAGUGGUCCUGUUUAGGAGUUGGACAACAAAAAUGUGAGAGUGACUAGUUCACUUGUGACUGUAAUGUUAUUUGAUAGGAACUUGUUUAACAGCACAAAUAAUCUCACCUGUUCUAGUUCCAGCUAAGUCACUUUUUUGUGGUUACAUUAUGUUUAAACAGUAAAAACUAAACUGUUAACCUGAGGUAAAAAAAUAUAUGUAUCAUUUUGUUUGUAAAUUAUGGGUGACUAAUGAGCUUCUUUGUUUCACACGUGUCAUUCUGGAUUUGUUAGUUAAGGAUUUUGAUUGACAUCCACUGCACUAGAUCCCAUUAUGUGUGGUCAUUCAGGUAUUAAACUGUCAUUCAGAGAAUAUUUUAUGUCUGACUAUGUCUAAAACCUGUUUACUCUGUACUGUAGACCUCUACAAACAUGUAAUGAAAUGACUCAUGCCUAAUAAAUACAAAUACAUUUUCAAAUCCAUGCUUAUAUUUUAUUGUAUGCAUAUUAUUUAA
Boleophthalmus pectinirostris (great blue-spotted mudskipper) is the source of this 1961-nucleotide messenger RNA. RefSeq names its product acyl-coenzyme A thioesterase 1-like. The transcript is spliced from 9 exons. Bases 95 to 1075 code for a protein of 326 amino acids. Gene Ontology annotation, biological process: acyl-CoA metabolic process; fatty acid metabolic process. Gene Ontology annotation, molecular function: fatty acyl-CoA hydrolase activity. The record is from RefSeq and is a predicted model, not a curated record. Lineage: Eukaryota; Metazoa; Chordata; Actinopteri; Gobiiformes; Gobiidae.